AUGACAGACUCCAUAACUCGCCUUCAUAUUUCGCCUCUCACACCAGCACUGCUGGAUUCCGUUCUAAACCCGUCGAUCCGACCCUUAGCGACCGACAUUUCCUUCCAUAAUAUAGCUACAUUCCCCGAAAACGAUUACGGUUUCAUUACUCUACCGUCAAUGGAGGCAGAUAAAUUAAAGAAAAAGCUGAAUGGGUCUAUCCUAAAAGGCAAAAAAUUCAGAGUUGAAGCUGCACGAGAAGACCCGAAGAAGAAAAAGGCCACGACAAUUGAGAAGGAUGUGUCUCCCAAACCGACAAAGACCUCGUCAAAACGAAAAGCGGAGGAUGCGGAGGACAACGUACUUGAUGGAUAUGAGCUACCCGCCGACAGACAAGUGAAACGAGGAUGGACUGAACCCGCGAGCGCAAAGAGGUUAAAGAAACAGAAAAAGGCCGACAAAGAAGCUUCCAAGUCCAAAUUACAACCCAAGUCCAAAUAUACCGAAAAGGAAGAAUGUUUGUUUAGGAUGAAGAUGCCGCCGAACAAGAUGUCUGAAACUAUUUCGAAGAAGAACAAGUCUAAAAAGACCAGAACACCGAACGAAGUGGUAGUCCAUGAAUUCGCGCAGACGUUCACGCAUCCAUCUUUCCUGAAGUCUAGCGCUAGUGAGAAACCGAUUACUGCAAAAUUUGAAGAGGGAAAGGGCUGGAUGGAUGAAGAUGGUAAUGUGUUAGAGGAGAUGACUAGCAAGAAGGCUAGAACCGCAGACUACCACCCAGGGAAGAAGGAUGACGCUAAGGAACGUCCUGUUGUCAAGGAAAAGUCUCGAAAAGCAGCCGCCAAAGAAAGGAAGCAGUCGCCCACUCCUGAUGAAGCGUCUUCGUCUGAAGAGGAAGAACCGGACUGGACCUCGUCUAGUGGCUCUUCGGAGAGCGAAAGUGACGAAUCCGACAAUAACUCUGGUAGUGAGUCCGACGACUCCUCGAUCAGUGACCGAAAAGCGAAACCUAUGAAGAAUGUUCAAACGACGGUCAAAUGCAAAGUUACCAAGAAUGAUGAACGAAACGAAGAAGAAAACAAAUCACCCAGCGAGAGCGACAAUGAUCUGGAAGGCAGUUCUGAGGUUGAUAGCGAAGCCAAGCCGCCAACAUCUUCUGAGCCCGCCGAAGCAACAACAAACCUCCAAGAGGUGCAUCCUCUAGAAGCCCUCUUCAAGCGUACACCAGCAGAAAAGAAUGUUUCAGAAUCUCCUAAGCCAACAUUUUCUUUUUUUGCUGACAAUGACGACGACAUUGAAGAUGAAGAAGAAGCUGCAACUUUACCACUCGAACCAUUGACGCCAUUCUCCAAACAAGACCGUCAAAUCAGAGACCUGAGAAGUGGUGCGCCUACACCAGAUACCGCGGUAUUUAAUCGACGCAAGCUUCUACUAUCAGAAGGUGAUAACGAUAACGAUGACGACGAGGAAAUGGAUACGGACGAUGAUUAUGAUCACACUCAGUUACUAGCUCAAGAAACUCCUUCAAAACCAAGGAUCGAGACAAGUACUCAACGACAACCAGAAGAAAGUGACUUUGUGAAAUGGUUCUGGGAGAAUCGUGGAGACAAUAACAGAGCUUGGAAACGAAGAAGACGGGAGGCAGCGAAGGAGAAGAGACAGCGCGAGAACCGGCGCAAGGGGUUGAAGGGGAGAGGUUAG
This is a messenger RNA of Talaromyces marneffei, 1680 nucleotides long. RefSeq lists its product as uncharacterized. NCBI's taxonomy places the organism in Eukaryota, Fungi, Ascomycota, Eurotiomycetes, Eurotiales, Trichocomaceae. The record is from RefSeq and is a predicted model, not a curated record. The transcript has a single exon. The coding region runs from base 1 to 1680 and encodes 559 amino acids.